Molecule: messenger RNA, 855 nt
Organism: Habropoda laboriosa
Lineage: Eukaryota; Metazoa; Arthropoda; Insecta; Hymenoptera; Apidae
Exons: 2
Coding region: 1-855 (284 amino acids)
Molecular function (GO): nucleic acid binding
Source: RefSeq, a predicted model, not a curated record
AUGGAUAACUUGGAGCACCGUGCCGUAAUUAAGUUUUUCGUGAAAAAAGGUUUAACACCUAUAGAAAUUUUUACGGAAAUGAAGAAUGUGUUGGACGAUAAUGCGCCAUCAUAUACGACAGUGAAAAAAUGGGCAGCUGAGUUUAAACAUGGUCAUACCAGCUUGCAAGACAACUCGCGUAGUGGCCGUCCAAAAACUGCAACGACAGAAGAAAUCAUGAUCAAAGUGCACAAUAUUGUGUUACAAGAUCGUCGAUUAAAAGUAUCUGAAAUUGCUAGAGAUGUGGGCAUUUCAGAUGAACGAGUACAUCAUAUCCUAACUAAAGAAUUAGGCAUGAAAAAGCUGUCGGCAAGAUGGGUGCCGCGGUUGUUAACUGAAAGUUUAAAGCACAUUCGAAUGCAAGAUUCCCAAGACUGUUUGGAUCGUUUUAAGAAGAAUACCACGGACUUUAUUCGUCGAUUUGUGACCACAGAUGAAACUUGGAUUCAUCAUUACACUCCAGAGUCAAAAGAACAAUCAGAGCAGUGGAAACGUAGCGGUUCUCCGCCACCAAAGAAGGCAAAAUCAAUUUUAUCCGCUGGAAAAGUUAUGGCUUCAAUUUUUUGGGAUGCCAAAGGAAUAUUACUGGUUAACUACCUCCCUAGAGGUCGUACGAUUACUGGACAAUAUUAUUCUAAUCUUUUAGAUCAAUUGGUUGAAGCAAUUCGUGAAAAAAGACCAGACGAUGAACUUAUAGCUGCAGUAAACGUCUACUUUGAAGACCUUCAAGAAAAGGACUUCCGAGAUGGUAUAACAGGACUAGAGCAUCGCUGGAUGAACUGUAUCGAAGUUCAAGGAGAUUAUGUCGAAAAAUAA